Molecule: messenger RNA, 1470 nt
Organism: Asterias rubens (European starfish)
Lineage: Eukaryota; Metazoa; Echinodermata; Asteroidea; Forcipulatida; Asteriidae
Product: serine/threonine-protein phosphatase 6 regulatory ankyrin repeat subunit B-like
Exons: 1
Coding region: 1-1470 (489 amino acids)
Biological process (GO): intracellular signal transduction
Molecular function (GO): protein binding
Source: RefSeq, a predicted model, not a curated record
AUGGGAAACUUUCUUGCCAACAUUUGGCCAAAUCCAAGACGGGUGUCAGCUAGUGCUGUAGACGGACUAGCUUUCAGCAGUGAGAACCGCUUGCUGACGUUUGCUUCUUCAGCAUCGACGUCCCGUGGUGAGCCGAUUCACCAACGAGUAUCAUCAGUAGAUCACCUCGAAAGGCUGACUGAACUUCACAAUUGCAUCAUCAUGGGGAGACUGAAUGACUUCAGACGGUGUCUUGAUGUGGUAGUUACCGGCAGCGUGGAUGAGCUGUUUCCUGCUCGAUUGGUAGCACCUCGACUGGCCAGCCUUGCUCCUAUGACUGGAUUCUGUCGAAGUGAACCUCCCACGAGUCUCUGCCUACUCCAUGAAGCCGCCAGUCGGGGCCGACCCGACAUGUUGGUUCUGCUCCUCCGGGCUGGUGCCUCACCCAACGUCCUAGACUCCAAAGGGGAAUCAGCACUCCACCACGCUGCCAAGAAUCCAGAGUUCUGCCAUGCCUUGCAUUUUCACUGCUGUACCGAUCGCUCCCAGCUGUUGAGACGAUGGGCAUGCGGCAGCCAUCACUGUGUUGAGAUACUGUGCUCAGCACCAGGUGCUGAUUUGAACAUCCGCAGUCAGGUCGACAUGGGUACCCCUCUGCAUAGAGCUUGCGAAGCAGGUCGAGAGGCGAUCGUAGAGGUGCUGCUAUCCCACGGAGCCAAUCCGAAUGUCCUGAACAGGUACGGAGAAACCCCCGCAGCCAUGGCACUAAUCUCCGGGCACGAAGUGGUUUUCCGUCGGUUCCUUGAUAUGGGCGUUCUGCAAGGGAGGAUCGACGCUAUCCCGUUCAUCUUGCACACUGCAGUCAAUGCAUAUGUGGAGUUCCCUGAUUUAGAGAAGUUCAACAAUAUCAUUGGGAUCCUCCAGUACGACGGGGACUUGAACGAGCAAGAUCACCUUGGCAACACCGCACUCCAUUACGCUGUUGCCGGCCGCAUGGUCGACUUCCAACUGGUAUCGACUCUUCUUACCAAAGGCUCUAACCCUGACUUAGUGAACAAGAUGGGUAGGAGUGCUCUGAUAGAGUUUCUCUUCUCACACCAGACGCACAUCAACAACGCUAACAUCCGGUCCGUGGUUCUCCUUGCCUCUUACAUGACAACCACGCCGUCCAUUCCUCCAGGGCAGGUGUUUGCCGUCAGCAACAACCCACUCUCCCUGUCGACUCGAUUGUACGAUGAGAUCACCGAAAUCGUCCGUCACGUCUCCCGAACUGUGCCGUCUCUUGGCCACCUCUGCCGGCAGACACUGAGGCGCAGCAUUGGACCUCAUCAUCUCGGGGACCCAUCUGUUAUGGACGCCCUACCCCUGCCUGUAUCUCUAAGGGAAAGCAUAUCAAACCGAGUAGACCCAGAAAGUUUUUGCGGUUACUUACUGGAUUUUCUUCUUGAGAGGGAGUUUUCCAAUGACGAACCCAUGAUGGCCACAGUAUAG